AUGGCAUCAGAUCCUGAUAAACAUCUGCUUUUCGAAGUUGAUAUUCAUGACCUCAGUUCCAUCCGAAGAAUCAUGGCUAGUACUGAGUACAUGCUCACAAAUAUUGUUCUAAAUCCUAUGGCUGAUCAACUUACCUGUUUGACGGAGGAAGAAAGAUCAUGGGUAUAUAGUGUCUGUGCUUCCAUUCGAAAUCAUCCAAAGCGAUGCUUGUUGUUGUGCGCAACUCUCGGUUUCAGUGCAGAAUAUCUUGGGUCCGACGAGGAUAUCAGAGCCGCAAUAAGUGACUACUGUAGUGUUGGACCGGCAAACGUAUUAUUGCAUCCUUCUCUUUUUGAAGAAGAGUACGAUCAACUUGAGAAAGGUUAUUGCGGAGCAAAACACCACUCUCCAGGUCCAUCACACUUGGAUGAUCUCGUGAUGCUAGCACCUACAGCUUUCAGUCAUCAGCAGAUUUCAAGUGUUCGCCGCGCCAGACAACUCGAAAAGCUUGCCAGAGAAAGGAAGAUCAAUGUUGAGGACAUUACCAUCGAAGAAGCUUUAGCUCCUUUACCACAGGGCCGCCUCCUGGGGAGUUUUGGGCUUCAGACUGUCAAUCUUGGAGCGUGUAGUUGUUGCAAACGGCUAUCACGAUACUGUGAUAGGAGGGAGCCAUUGUGCUCUGAAUGCAGACGGACCUGGAACACAGGUUGCACUUAUACGAGUCGUAGCGCUGGUACGGUUCAAAAUCUGGAAAAUGCUCGUCAAGCAAGACACCUGUACGAGGCACAAAAGAGGAAGGAUGAUGCCAUUCAACGAACCGAGGAGAAACAGAAAACCAAAACUACAGGAGAUUCCCAAGAUGGGAUCAUAAACAACCUACCAAAGAAUAGUGAUAUUAAUUCAACCAAUCGCUUUGGAACAGGACCUUCGGAUACUGCGAGAGUCCAAACCAAUAGAACUAAUGACCGAAGCGAUCAAUUAUGCAAUAAACCUGCCUUGUCUAUCGAAAUCCCGAAUUUUCGUAGCUAUAUUGGUCCUUACGAUGAAUUCUUUUACAACGACCGUGUCUACUCUCCCAUCAGCCCCAUGAGCCAGCUUUCUUCGGACAUCGAUGAUCCCUUUCCUCCCGGCACUUUCGAAUAUUGCUCAAACGGUAGUCGGAAGUCGUCUUCAGAAACUGAACAGUUUGGCUCAGACACUAGUUCCGGUAGCAAUAGUUGGCUGGAGUUUGUCACUGAAAUGAUGGAGUAUCAGGAUAGAGAAGAAAGCGAACAAAACCAUAUUUCUACCGCUCAGGAUACUACUUUGAAUCCUGUUGAUGAUAAGCCUGCGAGGAGAGGUCACAGAAUGGUCACUUGGGAGGGUUCCAUCGAUUUUGACGCAGAGCUUGCGAAAGAGGAAGAGAUACUGUGUGAUAAAGAGAAUGGACUUUUCAACGAUAGAGCGGCUGGGGAAUUAGAUUUGAUGGUUGUUGAGGAUGAAACUCCCGACAGACAUCACGAAUAG
This is a messenger RNA of Glarea lozoyensis ATCC 20868, 1485 nucleotides long. RefSeq lists its product as uncharacterized. Gene Ontology annotation, biological process: regulation of DNA-templated transcription. NCBI's taxonomy places the organism in Eukaryota, Fungi, Ascomycota, Leotiomycetes, Helotiales, Helotiaceae. The coding region runs from base 1 to 1485 and encodes 494 amino acids. The record is from RefSeq and is a predicted model, not a curated record. Gene Ontology annotation, molecular function: zinc ion binding; DNA-binding transcription factor activity, RNA polymerase II-specific. The transcript is spliced from 3 exons.